GCAGAAGAUACUAUGAAGAUAAUGGAACAGAGGACCAAAGAGAAGACUGAAACUCUGGCCUCUUUGGAAGAUACCAAGCAAACAAAUGCAAAACUACAAAAUGAAUUGGGCACACUUAAAGAAAACAACUUGAAAAACGUGGAAGAGCUUAACAAAUCAAAAGAACUUCUGACUGUAGAGAAUCAAAAAAUGGAAGAAUUCAGGAAAGAAAUAGAAACCCUAAAGCAGGCGGCAGCUCAGAAGUCCCAGCAGCUUUCAGCAUUGCAAGAAGAGAACGAUAAACUUGCCGAGGAUCUGGGGAGAAGCAGGGACGAAGUCACAAGUCAUCAGAAGCUGGAAGAAGAAAGAUCUGUUCUCAAUAAUCAGUUGUUAGAAAUGAAAGAGAGAGAAUUCAAGUACAUAAAAGACACAGAUGAAGAAAAAGCUUCCUUGCAGAAAUCCAUCAGUGUUACUAGUGCCUUACUCACAGAAAAGGAUGCAGAGCUGGAAAAACUGAGAAAUGAGGUCACAGUGCUCAGGGGAGAAAAUGCCUCUGCCAAGUCCUUGCAUUCAGUUGUUCAGUCUCUAGAUUCUGAUAAGGUGAAGCUUGAGCUCAAGGUAAAGAACUUGGAGCUUCAACUCAAAGAAAACAAGAGGCAGCUCAGCAGCUCCUCAGGUAAUACUGAUACUCAGGCAGAAGAAGAUGAAAAAGCCCAGGAGAGUCAGAUUGAUUUCCUAAAUCUAAUUGAUUUCCUAAAUCUAGUAAUAGUGGACCUUCAAAGGAAGAAUCAAGAUCUCAAGAUGAAGGUAGAAAUGAUGUCAGAAGCAGCCCUUAAUGGGAAUGGGGAUGACCUGAACAAUUAUGACAUUGAUGACCGGGAGAAACAGUCCAAGAAGAAACCUCGCCUGUUCUGUGAUAUUUGUGGCUGCUUUGAUCUCCACGACACUGAGGAUUGUCCUACCCAGGCACAGAUGUCUGAGGACCCUCCCCAUUCCAUGCACCAGGGCAGUCGGAGCGAAGAAUGCCCGUACUGUGAAAUCUGUGAGAUGUUUGGGCACUGGGCAACCAACUGCAAUGAUGAUGAGACCUUCUGA
Molecule: messenger RNA, 1074 nt
Organism: Galeopterus variegatus (Sunda flying lemur)
Lineage: Eukaryota; Metazoa; Chordata; Mammalia; Dermoptera; Cynocephalidae
Product: CAP-Gly domain-containing linker protein 1-like
Exons: 2
Coding region: 13-1074 (353 amino acids)
Source: RefSeq, a predicted model, not a curated record